CGCGAAACAUGGCUGGACUGGGUGCUGGCGGCAACAGCGACGGCUACCGGGACGAGGGUGACGACGGCGUGCUCAAGGCGGCCGUGGAGGUGUUCGCGAAGCUAAAGGACCUCAACUGCCCGGUCCUGGAGGGUCUUUAUAUCACAGAACCCAAGACCAUUCAGGAACUGCUGUGUAGUCCCUCGAAGUACCGCUUGGAAAUCCUGGAGUGGAUGUGUAUUCGGGUCUGCCCCUCCUGGCAGGACAAGUUCAGCUCACUAAAGGGGGCCCCAGUCGAGGUGAAGAUCCAAGAGAUGGUGAGACUAGGCCAGGAGCUGAUGCUGUGUGGGCUGGAUGACCAGGAGCUCCUAAAGGGCCGGGCCUGCGCCCAGAAGCAGUUGCGCUUCAUGAACCAGCUGCUGGAUGGGGUCCAGAGCCUGACUGCCGGAUGCUGCAGCCGCUCCAGCAGUGUGAAGGAGCACUUAGAGGACACCAGAGAGAAGAACGAGGUGCUUCUGGGGGAGCUCUUCUCCAGCCCCCACCUGCAGACGCUCCUGAGCCCCGAGUGUGAGCCAUGGUCCCUAGACGUUCAGCCCUUCCUUAGGCAGCAGAGCGGUGCCUGGCAGAGGGCCAGCCCCUGCGUUGAGUUGGAGGACGUGAACGUGGUGGAGCUGGGCAGGCAGCUGCAGGAGAGCGCCGCCAAACUGCAGGCGCUCAGGGUGGAGCACAAGCAAGGGGGCGCUGUGAGCGGGGCCGACACCAGCACCCUGGACCAGAAGCUGCGCCUGGUCAUCUCUGACUUCCACCAGCUCGUUGUGGCUUUCCUCCAAGUCUACGACGACGAGCUGGGUGAGUGCUGCCAGCGCCCGGGCCCCUACCUCCACCCGUGUGGCCUCAUCGUCCAGGCCGUGCACCAGACCCUGACUUCGUGCAACCAACUGCUGAGAGCGGUCACGCAGGUCGCCGACACCUCGGCAGAAGCCGUGCAGAUGGUGAAGCAGCAGCAGGACGAGCGCAUCUGUUGGGGCGGCAGCAACCCUCUCACGAGUCUAGCCACCAAAAUGGAAGAACUAACUGAGAAAUACAAGAUCUUCAAUGACAGUCUGAAAGACAUGGAGUAGUCUGGGGACUGGAAGCUCUGCCCUGAGGAGCCAGGGCCGCGGGGGCAGGGGGCGGAGGGGGGGUGGGGCGCAGGGCCAGCCCUGAGGCGGGAGAGGCAGUUACAGCCGCACACUCAGCGGGAGCAGUCCCAUCAGCCCCAUCAGCGGCUUGGGACAGAAGGAGGGAGAGGGCAGACUUGAGCUGGACAGAAAGGAAAGCUCGGGUUCCAAGAAGCCGCCUCCUGACUGCCUCCUCCCCUCUGCCGUCUGCCUGGGGCUGAGGGGGCCAUGGCUCCCCCACUGCUCAGUCUGCCGUUCUCCCCGUGGUGGUGUCCCACAUCCCGGGCUCUGGGCUUCCUGCUGUCCCAGGCGGCCUUGGCACUGCUUCUGCUCCUGCUCCUGCCCCUGCCUGGUGAAACCUGGGGACGCCAAGCCUCAGAUGUCUCCGCCUUGCCGUGGGACCUGACCACCCUACUGCCGUCUGCACUGUGACUGGCCUUGGGGUCCCACGUGAGGACUCCCUGCAGACCCCGGGCCCAGCCACCGACACCCGGCACCCAUCGCAUCUGGAAUUGAGUGGGCGGGCACACGUUUCCUCCCUCCCUCCCUGCACCCGCCUGGGAAAUUCUUGCCAGUGGCCUGACUGGUUGUCCGGGAAGCUGCUCUCUGGGCUUCUCAGGGUGACCCAGUAUCUCCCUGAGCAGUGCGCCCAUCGUGGCCACCUCCCUCCCUCCGAGCAUGGGAACAGGCACCACUGGCGGGGCCUCUGCCUCCCUCAGCCCGGCGGCAGGCCGGAAGGGGCUUGUGGAGGGGGCCUCCCUCUAAACACUUGGCCCACCACACAGGCCUGCCCUGGCUGCGAGCCUCCCCUGCUCCUGCUCCCGCUCCUCCUCGACUUCCCUGCGGCUGCUCCGGACAGGAAGGCUGCUGAGGCAGGGAGGGGGACGGGCGGGCCUGGGUCACCAUUGUCCAGCUGCGCCAGCAGCUUCACGGUCCAAGGGACCCACGAAGGCCUGUGGCAGGCAGGCCACAGCCGGCAUCUUUGUUGCCUCCCCGUGCCCCUGGUGGGAGGCUGGGCCCGCGGGCACCCACCAACCAAGGGCUGGCAUAGCUUGCUCUGGAACGAGGUACUCGGGACGGUGCCACCCACUUUCUGGCCACGGAGGGCCUUCUUGCUUUCUACCUGUCUUGAAUGUGCCUUUUGUCCUUGACUGAGCCAGGUGGGCCGGGAGGGCCCCAGAGCCUGGGCCGGGAGGGGCUGGGCUUCACUUCUCCUCCCAUGGUCCUGGGGCUGGGGUCGCUGCCGAGGCCGCCUCGUACCCCCACCUCUCGCGUCGCCCGUCCUUCAUCACUCGGUGGAGCCACAUUGGCUCAGCUGGAGCCCACCUGGCUUGCCAGGUCAGGCUCCGCCUCUCUCCCUCCUUCCUGGCGGCCUCUGCUAAGGGUCUCUUAGAUAGUACGGGUCAUUGCACCUGUGAAACGGAUAGUAUCUCCCCUUCCCGGUGGGGACGAGCUUGUGAGAUGUGCGAGCCACGGCCAGGCAGCACGGAAGCCGCCCCAAGAUCACUGGGGCGACACUGAGGUCCCAUCCUGAAUGCACCCUUCCCUUUACUGGCCGAGCAUGGCUUGUGCAAGCACCUCUUUGCUGCUCCUAGGCCCCCUUUAGCCUCACGAGGGGCUGCUGGGUCCCCUGUGACCCAGGUGGAGCGGUGCCCUGGAGGGGAAGGCUUGCCACCUUGGCGGGAGGGGCCUCGGCUCGGCUGCCGUGUCCUGGCCCUGCUCAGACUCGCGUUUCCUCCUCGUGCCUGUGAUGACACGUUCUUCCAGCUUGUGGGGAGCCUUGCGUGUGGCCCGGGAGCCUGCUUUCCAAUCUGUAAACAUGGGGUGUAUGUCUCAGCAGCUGUGAGUGAGCGAGGGGGUGGCAAGCCGGCCGCACAGGUCCUGCGGCCUUAGGCCUCCUCGUUGCCCAACAGGCGGCUGGGGGCGGGCCGUGGCCACUGAUUAAAGGCCGCCUGGAGCAGCCUGUGUGGAGACAGGUGCCCAGCAGCCCAGGAAGCCGGCCAGCAGCCGCCCCAGGUAAGCCGGCCAGCAGGGUUGGUGAGGACAGCUGCUGGGAGCCCAGACGCAGGUGACCAGGUCGGGGAAGGCACCUGUGUGCAAGGGAGAAGGCCAGAGGAGGCCAAACCAGGGAGGCUUGGCUGCCUGCCUCCCGACAGCUGACCCUAGGGUUGCAGGCGCAGGGUGCUGUGCCUGAGGCUCCUCGCUAAGGUGUCUCAGUGAAGAUGCCAUCCUGGGCUAGCACCUCCCGGGUCCCUGAUGACGUGGAUGUGGCUCACUUUGUGUCUCCUGUACCUGGAGGCAGGCAGCCGAGGCCUCUGGGCCGGGAUCCGGGCACAUCAGGCCUGCCUUUUGCCGUUGACUAGCUGGUGGUGGUGAUGAUGGCCAGGGAGGGACUGGGGCACAGAAUGGAGAGGGUGGCGCGGCCCUAGGAG
Panthera uncia (snow leopard) is the source of this 3571-nucleotide messenger RNA. It is a transcript of the gene HAUS7, whose product is annotated as HAUS augmin like complex subunit 7. The record is from RefSeq and is a predicted model, not a curated record. The coding region runs from base 9 to 1100 and encodes 363 amino acids. Gene Ontology annotation, cellular component: HAUS complex. Gene Ontology annotation, biological process: centrosome cycle; spindle assembly. The transcript has 10 exons. Lineage: Eukaryota; Metazoa; Chordata; Mammalia; Carnivora; Felidae. Gene Ontology annotation, molecular function: microtubule minus-end binding.